UUGGAAUCGAUUUGGGUUCGACAUAUUCCUCGUUGGAGUUUGGAAAUACGAUCGAAUUAGAAAUUAUUACUAAUGACCAGGGUCAUCAUACGACGCCUUCGUAUGUCGCUUUCACCGAAACAGAACGUCUUAACGGUGAUGCUGCAAAAAUCAA
Molecule: messenger RNA, 154 nt
Organism: Funneliformis mosseae
Lineage: Eukaryota; Fungi; Glomeromycota; Glomeromycetes; Glomerales; Glomeraceae
Source: the annotation of a GenBank genome assembly